AUGGACGCUUCUCAGUACCUUGCCCGUGAUAGAAACACGACCUCAGUCUCUUACCUGCCGCAUCCCGCCAUCAUAUCUCGCCAACUUCAGCGCAUCAACUCUCCGUUGCCUCACCAGACUCUGCCGCCUUUGCAGCCGCAGACCAUAACCACCCUGGACCAGAUGCACGGCAGCAACCCUCGCACUCUUCGCACUUCCGCGACUCCUAAGACGCCGGGCCCCCGGAUUACCAUGUUGCCGUACCAACCUCAACAGCAGCAGCCUCGUGGUCCGUACCAGCAUACGGGCCAGCGCCCUGCCCCACCCCAGGCGCACGGCACUCAGUCCAUGCUGCCCCAGACCACGAUGGGCUCUGCACACUCUCAGCCCAUCGCGCCUGCCCCGACAUCUGGACAUGUUUCUCCUGUGCUGGAUUCUAUGCCUGCUAGUGGUGCCAAGCCUCGGUCGGGUAUGACUUAUCCCCACGGCGCUGGCGAUGUCAUGUCCGGUGGCAUGGAUGGUGUCGACCAGCCUCAACACGUCGUCGGCUCUUGUGGUCGCCGUGAAAUUCUCCCCAGCGCUCCUGGCCGUCCUGCCGCUACUCCUGCUAGCACUGGCAACACCAAGAGCACCGUGAUACCGGCUAGAGAUGCUGACGGCAAGUUCCCCUGCCCUCACUGCAUCAAGACCUACUUGCACGCGAAGCAUCUGAAGCGUCACCUCCUGCGCCACACGGGCGAGCGCCCAUACGGGUACGUGAAAUGUGGCGGGAGUUUCUCGAGAAGUGAUAUACUCAAGUGUCACUCUCAGAAGUGCCUCAGUCGCCGGAGUAACUCGAUUGGUGCUAGUCACUUAUCUCGCUCCGCAGCUCAUGUCGAGAAGGAGUCUAGUAUGGAGAAUGGAGCUCUUGGUCAGGAUGGCGGCCUGAACCACCUCAGUGGUCCGGACAACGUGCUUGCGGAUGGCACGGUUCAGUCUUUUGGUAUGAUGGCUGUGCCGGACAGGAUGAACCAUCUUGCAAAAGAUCAGAGUCAGUUGUCGUGCGCCGGUAGCUUCACAAGGCUUGGCGAUGGCAGUACCCAAGACGGAAAGGAUUCUAUAGAAUCUGCCAUUGAAGAUUCUGGACCAGUUGGCAAGAUGCAGAACUCCACCAUGGGUCUGGAUCAAGAUGAGAAGCUAUCGAAUGGCGAGCCCAGAUCGGGAAAGCAAUCAAAGCUUGAUAGAACUCAGAUUCGCCAGGCUGUUGCGCAACGGGCCCGUCUAGAUCAUGCCGAAUUCGCUCCCAAUCGUCCUGCCCAGACGCGGAUCGCAACCGACCUGGUCCCUACUACUGGCGUUCAAAGUCGACAAAGACCUCCUGCCCCCCCGAAUCACCGUGUUUCCUUUUUCCUCUCGACCUGGAACGUACCGCCAUCGAUCCAAAGCCCCUUUUCAUUUCUGUCCGACCGGAUCCUCAGCUUCCUCCUUCCUCUAGGUACCCCGACAAUCGACGAAUAUGCCGGUUUCAACUUAUACUUCUCCGCCGAAAAUGUUCGCGAAUUCUUGGAAACUUACACUCAUGUUCAUACCCAUUCGCCAUUUUUCAAUACACCCGCCUUCCGUAUCAUGGAUGCAUACGCUGGCUUGUUGAUAGGCAUGUGCUGCUUCGGUGCUUGCAACUCGAAUCAUCUCCCACCAGAUCACGUGCGCGACAUGAUAGAUACUUUCACGUCCGCACCGGUUCGUGAUUUACUGUUCUUGGACGACUCGGUGGGGGAAAAGCAGAAUGACAACGUUGGCGCAGGCAUAUCAAGCUACGGUCAAUGGGAUUUGGAGAAAGCCCAGGCUAUUGCCCUGCUCGACAGUUUGAUGGCAUAUAAAAGCAUGCCCUAG
Messenger RNA from Colletotrichum godetiae, 1851 nucleotides. RefSeq lists its product as uncharacterized. Gene Ontology annotation, cellular component: chromatin. Gene Ontology annotation, molecular function: DNA-binding transcription factor activity, RNA polymerase II-specific; RNA polymerase II cis-regulatory region sequence-specific DNA binding. The transcript is spliced from 2 exons. The coding region runs from base 1 to 1851 and encodes 616 amino acids. Gene Ontology annotation, biological process: regulation of transcription by RNA polymerase II. The record is from RefSeq and is a predicted model, not a curated record. Lineage: Eukaryota; Fungi; Ascomycota; Sordariomycetes; Glomerellales; Glomerellaceae.